This is a messenger RNA of Leptosia nina, 537 nucleotides long. The record is from the annotation of a GenBank genome assembly. NCBI's taxonomy places the organism in Eukaryota, Metazoa, Arthropoda, Insecta, Lepidoptera, Pieridae.
AUGUUAACAACGUUUGCAGAGGUGACGCAAAGCCAGCACUUAUGCCUCGGUGCGCCUUCGCCAAAGGGAAGCGGGCAGGGUGUGACCCCUCGCGUCUCACUCGUUAGUCAUGCAGGAGACGUGCGCCGCAAAAGCGCUUCACCUCGCGGCAGCCUAGCCCUGGAGCGAGCCGACUGUGUCCUAAGAGUGCCGUCGACGACGCCGCGCGGGUCAGUCUCGAGCACAGGAACGAGUGGAAGCAGCAGCAGUUCUCGGCUGGCGCGACUGCUAACUCAGGGUCGAAGCUCUGCCGGCGGAACGGCACCACACGUCCAUGCGGCCGCCGACUUCGCCCGACGCCUCAGCUGGGAGAGGCGCGACACAUCACAGCUACCGCGAUCGGCCAGCAUCGACUCAGUGGUGGAGGCCGCAGGGGGAGGUCGGCGUUCGGAGCCCAGCGUGUUCGCCCUGCAGCUGCCCCGCCCGGAGCGAGCCUUCUCCCUCGUCUCGCCCGCCGUCGGCCGUCGCGCGAAGGCGCACCGAUCUCAGGCAGGUUAG